Metarhizium brunneum ARSEF 3297 is the source of this 360-nucleotide messenger RNA. RefSeq lists its product as uncharacterized. NCBI's taxonomy places the organism in Eukaryota, Fungi, Ascomycota, Sordariomycetes, Hypocreales, Clavicipitaceae. The record is from RefSeq and is a predicted model, not a curated record.
AUGGACUUUGUCAAGAAAGUGGCCGACGGGAUUGGUGGCAGUGGCAACAACCAGUCGGGUCGGGAGAAUGAGAACAACCAGGGAAGCAACGGUAACAACAGCGAUGCUGGAGCCAAGCUGAUGGAUUCGUUUAACAGCAUGGCUGGUGGGGGCAAGCAGGGCGAGGCGAACGAGGAUGGGCUUGAUAAAGCCGUCGACUUUGUUCAAGAAAAGGUCCUCGGGGAAGGCGACCAGUCCAACGAGAGCGCGGCAGAGCAGGCCAAGGACGAGGCCAUAUCUGAUUUCAUUCGCGACAAGUACAAGGAAACCACCGGAAAGGACUUCUUCAUCGCCGACAAGGAUAAGAAAUACGGCCUCUAG